GUCUCUCACACACACACACACACUUCACAGUUCUCAUCCUCUUCCACCUGUCUCAUACUGAUGCGUUCCGUGCUCAGAUACUGAACUCCAGAGCCACGCUAUUACUGAUUUCUGUUAUUAUACAUUAUAAGAAGAAUGCGUGUCGUGUAAACCGUGUGAACGCUCGUGGGAUGCGUGACUGACGGAAGCUGGGCUGGACGAACGGCUACUGAUUCUGAACUUAGUGGACUGUUUGUGAGAUGAAGAGAGUCAUUUAGAGGAAGACACACUCGAGUAAACAUCUAUUUUUAACACGAACUGAAGUGGACAUUUUUUGUAACAAGCAGGAUUUUUUUUAAUCAAACGGAGAACACGGUUUUACGCACGUAAGGCGUUUAGUGCUCAAGUUUGCGUUCGGAUUAAAUCGUUAAUUUUAGUUUUAUUUCAGCUUGUUUUUUAUAUAAAAAAAUUGUAUCUAUAUAUCACAUUUUUAAUAUUGAAUUUUUAUUACAUUUCGUUUAUUAUGUACUGUUAAAUAAAUAAGAAACAACGCCUACAGACACAGCAUGUGGAAAAAUGCAUCCUCCAAAAGUUUCCUCAAACGAAUAAUAUUGUAGAGCAGGCUAUAUUUGUGUUGUGAUCGCACACGUCUGCAGCUGGAUAUGGCCAACACUCUGGAGAGAGAGAUUCUGGAGCGGGAGCUCCGUCCACGGCUGUGUUAUGUGACAAAAGGAGAUCGUGGCUACGGAUUUCAUCUGCACGGGGAACGCAACCGAGGAGCGCAGUACAUCCGCAGGAUCGAGCCGGGGUCCCCCGCGGACCUGUCCGGUCUCAAGUCCGGCGACCGGGUGGUGGAGGUGAACGGAGAGAACGUGGAGGGAGAGACGCAUCAGCAGGUUGUUCAGAGGAUCCUGGAGGUGGAGCACCGCACCAGGCUGCUGGUGGUGGACCGGGUCACCGAUGAGUUCCUGAAGUUUCACGGUCUGCCGUGUACGGAGGAUAGGGCGAUUGAGAUGGGCUCUCUGUCCUCUCGCUCCUCAGCGGCGUCCUCCCCCCGCGCCUCCCCGCGAGACCCCGCCACCCCUUCCUACAGCAGACAGAGCUCAGAGGGCAUCUUCAUUAAUAAGAGUCCCAGCAGCGCUGGAGGAGUAAUGAACGGCUCUCCACUCUACAGAGCUCAUGCCCGUCUGUCGUCACCCGUGUUUGUGCCUCUGUCGUCACCCGCUGAACACAAGACUGAAGCAGAGAUCAAACCCUUCACCAAACUCACUGUGGAGCCCAGCGUCACCCCCGAGCCCGAACAUGAGACCGAACCGGUGCGUGACCUCAGCACUGACCCCAGCGUAUCAGAGACCAGCACACAGGAGGAGAUGCUGUCAGAGGUGGAUGUGGAAACGAAGGACCUGCGUCCUCGCUUGUGUCACAUGACCAUCGGCGAGCAGGGCUACGGCUUUAACCUGCACUGUAAGAAGUCCCGCGUGGGUCAGUUCAUCCGCUCGGUGGACCCCGACUCUCCGGCGGAGCGCGCGGGACUCAGGCCCAGAGACCGGCUCAUCGAGGUGAACGACAGGAGCAUCGAGGGUCUGCGUCACGCUGAGGUGGUGGCGUUGGUCAAAGCGGGCGGCACAGAGACCCGUCUGCUGGUGGUGGAUCCCGACACAGACGAGCUCUUUAACCGACUGGGUAUCAUUCCCACAUCCAUUCAUCUUAAAGAGGACUGUGUGGACGGGCCGAUCAUAGAGAGUCCUGAAGCACGCAGCGCGGUCCCAGACGCCCCCAAGAUCUCUCCACCAAUCAUCAACAUCACACUAACUGACCCACCAAUCAGCAACGGCUCCCCAAGACACCAGAGUCACAGAAGCUCCUCCUCUCGGUCCACGUUAUCAGAGACCAGCGCCGAAAUCAGCAGCUUUGACAGCAGCAACAAGCACACAGAUUCUGACCAUCUCUCCAGCGAUGACGCCCGUAAACCAGAGCGAGAUGUGAAGUCUGAGGAUCCGUUUCGGGAGAGCGGUCUGCAUCUGAGUCUGACCGCGGCAGAGGCCAAGCAGAAAGCCCGGGCCAAACGGCCCAACAAGAGAGCGCCCCCUAUGGACUGGAGCAAGAAACAGCAAAUCUUCAGCAACUUCUGAGCAGCACAAACAUCAGAAAGUUCACCUUAGUUAUAGACAGAUUCCACCGACACACAGACCAAAUACAUGCAGCUUAGACCGGAUUAGAAAUGUGUGAAUUUAUCAAAAAAGGAUGAGUUUGGAUUCAGGCUGAUGUGUGUUAAAAGCAGAUCUGAAAGUAUGUUUUGAACAGAAAUGCGGCAGGUUUGGACAUCAUGUUAUCAUGUUAUGUGUUUAACAUAAGCCUGCAUUUUGUUUCUACGAAGUGUUCCACAAUUAGCCAGUUGGUUAUUUCACCCAAUAACGCACAAGUUCCCCUU
Carassius auratus (goldfish) is the source of this 2410-nucleotide messenger RNA. RefSeq names its product NHERF family PDZ scaffold protein 2 (gene nherf2). Gene Ontology annotation, molecular function: signaling receptor binding; protein-membrane adaptor activity. Bases 642 to 2111 code for a protein of 489 amino acids. The transcript is spliced from 7 exons. The record is from RefSeq and is a predicted model, not a curated record. Gene Ontology annotation, cellular component: apical plasma membrane. NCBI's taxonomy places the organism in Eukaryota, Metazoa, Chordata, Actinopteri, Cypriniformes, Cyprinidae. Gene Ontology annotation, biological process: protein localization to plasma membrane.